GGGCCGCAUAUUCCGUGCACGCGUGGCGACCAAUCCAGCCCGGUGGCCCUUAGGGUGCAAGGCGUGUUCGAUUUAGUCCGGCUGGCUUUAAGGGUUUUAAAACCCUUUAAGGGUUUCGGGCGGCCCUCGCAGAGCCGUGGGUAGCCACUUCUCAAGUGCGGAAUGUUGCUUCUGGCGUUCGGCGGCCCGCUGGCGGCUGGACCGCUCCUGGGCAGAAAGAGGGCGGUGUUGUGGGUGGCCACUUCGCUCCCAGGCCUCAGGGCGUCUGUCUCCCGGACAGCCUUCUGCAACACCUCCUUCGGGCCGGUCGGCGGCAGGAGCGCUGGGCUGCGGGCAGCCGUGCCGCAUUUCCAGCGUCCCGUGCUUUUGCAGAUACCACUUCGUUGGGAAAGAUGUGUUCAAGGCUUACAUACACAAGUUGAAAAAUCAGAAGAUGAAAGGCUGAUUUAUACUGGGAAUCUGGCCCGAACAGUAUUUGGUGUGAAAUGUUUCUCUUAUUCUACAAGCAUGAUCAGCCUUGCAUUUCUACCAUACAUUUUUGCACAAAAUAAUAUUGUAUUUGGAAGUCUGCCGUUGCAAAUCUUAUUUUAUGGCAUCAUAGGAAGCUUUACAGUGAUCACUCCAGUACUGCUUCACUUUGUUACAAAAGGCUAUGUCAUUCGAUUGUACCAUGAGGCCACAACAGACACUUACAAAGCCAUUACUUAUAAUGUUGUGCUUUCAGAAACAAGUACAGUGUUUCAUCAGAGUGACGUGAAGAUUCCUAAUAGUGCACAUGUAUUUACCACAUUUUAUGCUAAAACAAAGUCACUGUUAGUUAAUCCAAGUCUCUUUCUAAAUCCCAAGGACUAUGACCAUCUUAUGGGUUAUGACAAACCGUUCACUUUUGAUAUGGAAGAAAUCAGUGAAAAGAAAGAGCUUAAAGAUGAGAAAUGAGUCUACUGUUUUUUAUAUUUGUGUUUAAAUGUGAUUUAGUUUCCCACAUGUAAUAAAAUUGUCUUUUUGUUUUCUGUUA
Molecule: messenger RNA, 1015 nt
Organism: Artibeus jamaicensis (Jamaican fruit-eating bat)
Lineage: Eukaryota; Metazoa; Chordata; Mammalia; Chiroptera; Phyllostomidae
Gene: TMEM70
Product: transmembrane protein 70
Exons: 3
Coding region: 163-936 (257 amino acids)
Biological process (GO): mitochondrial proton-transporting ATP synthase complex assembly
Cellular component (GO): mitochondrial membrane
Source: RefSeq, a predicted model, not a curated record